Camponotus floridanus (Florida carpenter ant) is the source of this 2142-nucleotide messenger RNA. RefSeq names its product vesicle-associated membrane protein-associated protein A (gene Vap33). The transcript has 6 exons. NCBI's taxonomy places the organism in Eukaryota, Metazoa, Arthropoda, Insecta, Hymenoptera, Formicidae. Gene Ontology annotation, biological process: endoplasmic reticulum membrane organization. Gene Ontology annotation, molecular function: FFAT motif binding. Gene Ontology annotation, cellular component: endoplasmic reticulum membrane; plasma membrane. The record is from RefSeq and is a predicted model, not a curated record. The coding region runs from base 307 to 1098 and encodes 263 amino acids.
UGACGCAUGCGUAUUGAGCGUCAGCCGCGAAUCAGAAUCAGUCCAACGGAAUCUCAGAAAAGAUACGGCACGAAACGAUACGACGCGAGACGACACGACAUAUACGGCCGACGCAGCCGAGCGGAGAAUCGCGACGAGAGGAGCGACAAAGUAAAGCCUGUCAAUACGCGGGGCCGAAAACGCGUCGACCACCGUUGGCGCUUCGACAGACAGGAGGAGGAGGUGGUGGUGGUGGAAGAAGAGAAGACACCAACAACGCCGUGACUCGUCGUUCCUCGUAAAGUUCGUCUUGGUCCGCCAGUCAGGAUGUCAUCCAAGCCCGUGGAAAAGCCCGAGCAAGUUUUAAUUAUCGAGCCGCAGAGCGAGCUCCGAUUCAGAGGCCCUUUUACAGGAGGUCCAGUCACAUCGUACAUAAAAUUAAUUAAUCCAACGAAUAAAAAAGUAUAUUUUAAGAUAAAGACAACUGUUCCAAAGAGAUAUUGUGUACGUCCAAAUUCUGGAGUCCUCAAGCCAAAGGAUGUCAUUGAAAUAGCAGUAUGCUUACAACCGUAUGAUUUUGAUCCGUCGGAGAAAAACAAACACAAAUUUAUGGUGCAAACCGUAAUAGCACCAGAUGAUGAUGAUGAUGAAUACCCAGUUGAUGUAUGGAAGGAUAUAAAUCCGGAUCAGUUAAUGGAUUCUAAACUGAAAUGCGUCUUUGAAAAUCCCGUGACUAGUACUACUUCUACGGCUAAAACGACUGCAACUACUACGACAACUAAGCCAGAUUCUAAUGCGACUAAUGGAAAGAAUAAGACAGUUGGCGAUUCGGUCAAAUCGUCACCAAAGGUACUUGGUGAGGCAGAGGAGAAGUUGUUAAAGGCUGCACAAGAGGUUAAUCAGCUUAGGGUAGAAGAAAGCACGCUUAGGCAGGAGAAUCUUCAACUUAGGGAAGAUUUAAUGAAGUGGCGAAAUGUAGCGUUGGGCAACGACGGCAACCUUGCAGCAGCUAGAGUUCUAACCUCGCAGAGCAAUAGCCAGUUAUCUCCGACAUCAACUAGUGUCCUCAUCGCCAUUGCCAUGGUCAUAGUCGGUUAUUUGCUGGGAAAACUAAUCUGAACAACUUUUAUCUUAUUGUAUACCUCAGUGUAUCCCCACCGCCCCCAAGUUUUUUUAGCCUGUCUUCUGCCGUCACAUGUCAUCGUUCGAUCGCAGACACAGACUUCAAACAUCGCGUUACUCGAAUGUUCAUAAUAAAUGCUAUAAACAUGAACGGUAGUGGUGUACAUUAAUAGAGCUGCUCGUUACGGGUGUGUGCUUAACCUGAUAAUAUUAGAUUAAAAUUUUUUCAUUUGUCUUUCUAUUUUUUUUUAAGAAAUAAAUUUGAUUAAAGAACGGCUAAAUAACGCUCGGUUUUGUAUUUAUUAUAGUUACGUUUUCGUUCGUGUGUUUUUUGUAAGGGGAUUUUCUCUUUGUAACUUACGCCUGUCUUUGAAACAGGAAUAAAAUGCACUCUUACAAGUAACGAAUAACAAUUUUAUAGUUACAAAAUAUUUAAAAUCGUUAUUCGUUAUUUGUAUUGUUUUAAAAUCGCUGGGAUUUAUAAGUUCUUUUUCGCUGAUUGAUAAGUUCUUUUUCGAAUUUGUAAACCACUCAUUCGGAAUAAGCCGGGCUGUACUAGUGCAAAAGAUCACACACGAACGAGUGAAGGUGCUAUUACUGUCACAUAAAAUAGCAUCUUUCUUUAUAUAUAUAUAUAUAUGACUCUUUCACUACAUGUAUCUUGUACAACUUGGGAACCAGAAAGUGUCGAACCGUUGCUGCUUCUUCGCUCAGUUCGGUAUCAAGCACUAUUCUUAUUCCCCCGUUGCGCAUGUACUGUGUCAUUUGAAAAUACAUAGUCGGGGUCGGAGGGGAAGAAGGGGUUAUCAGAAGCGAGCCUGGCUGAUGAAGAGUAGUGGUUCAUGAUUCAACAAUUGGUUGUGUUGGUCGCUGUGUAAUCGCCAGCAUUGGCUAUAUUAAAUGAAAACAAAAAAAAGAAAAACACAACCGUUAAAAUGCAUUGAAUGAAUUUACUUGACGCUUCAGAGAAAGUGUACUUUUUAUUUCUUUAUGUUUGUCUUACGAAAAUAACGAAUAAAGAUAUGUCUCGGAUAUCAAAAA